AUGGGUGUCCUCAUCAAUCAACGAUAUCAUUAUCAAAUAAUCCUUCCCUAUAGCGAGGAAGCAUUGAAAGCACUGACAGUGCUACAAAGAGAAGAAGAUGUGAGGGGUGAGGGAGGCGUUGUUGUUCGAGGUGCAGACUCAAGAGUGAAUGAGAUAACAAGCCACCUUGACCGCCGAGAUGAUCAAAAUUCAUCACCGUACCUACUACGGCCUCUACCUUAA
Messenger RNA from Botrytis fragariae, 222 nucleotides. RefSeq lists its product as uncharacterized. NCBI's taxonomy places the organism in Eukaryota, Fungi, Ascomycota, Leotiomycetes, Helotiales, Sclerotiniaceae. The record is from RefSeq and is a predicted model, not a curated record. The coding region runs from base 1 to 222 and encodes 73 amino acids. The transcript has 2 exons.